GUUUGGCCCAUGAAAAGCACCUGCACAUAUAAAACACAGCUACCAUCACAAACUCAUUUCAUAACAAAAUUAUGGCCAUCCUUGUGCUACUUGUCAUGUCCAUUUUCCGAGCUGUGGUAGCUGCUCAAAUUUCUUACAACUCCUCAGUGGUUGGUGAGAUAAGAGAAAUAGCAAAUGACUUGCAAACUGUCCAGUGGAUGAAGAUGAUAAGGAGGGAAAUUCACAGGAACCCGGAACUGGCUUUCCAGGAGUUUGAAACGAGUCAAUUGAUAAGAAAGGAGCUUGAUGAGCUUGGUAUAGAAUAUGUGUGGCCUGUUACAGGGACCGGAGUGGUAGCCACUAUUGGAACUGGUUCCGAGCCUUUUGUUGCGCUUAGAGCUGAUAUGGAUGCGUUGCCUAUUCAGGAGAUGGUGGAGUGGGAGCACAAAAGCAAAGUAGAUGGCAAAAUGCAUGCUUGUGGACAUGAUGUUCAUGUCUCCAUGCUCCUGGGUGCUGCAAAAGUCCUCCAACAAAUCAGAAAACAAUUGCAGGGAACCGUAGUUCUCAUAUUUCAGCCAGCUGAAGAAAUAGGUGAAGGUGCAAAACACAUGAUCCGAGAAGGGGUCCUCGACAAUGUGGAGGCAAUAUUUGGGAUGCAUGCAGUCCUCGAGUACAAUACUGGCGUAGUUGCAGCACGGCCAGGAGAGUUGUUAGCUGGCUGUGGGAGCUUCGAAGCUACCAUCAGGGGAAGAGGAGGGCCUGCUGCUAAUCCACACCAAUGUGUGGAUCCCAUAUUAGCUGCUUCAACUGCCAUAAUCAGCUUGCAGUAUAUUGUGUCGAGGGAAACAGAUCCAGAUGACCCUAAGGUGGUAUCUGUGACAAUUGUAGAUGGGGGAAGCACGUCUUUUGAUCUCAUUCCUGAAUCGGCUAUAAUAUCUGGAACCUACAGAGCAUACAGCAAACAAAGCUUUUACGGGCUAAGAAGAAGAAUUGAAGAGGUUAUUGCAGCUCAGGUAGCAGUGCACAGAUGCUCGGUUGAAAUCGACUUCGACGGCAAAGAACAUCCCACAAUUCCACCAACUAUAAACGAUGAAAGAUUAUAUGAGCAUGCAUUCCAUGUCUCAAGUAUGGUUGUCGGAGAAGAGAACACACGGAUAUCGCGUAAAUACUUGGGGAGUGAAGAUUUUGCAUUUUAUCAGGAAAAAGUACCCGGAUUUUUUCUGUUGCUUGGCAUAAGGAAUGAGAAAUUUGGAUCCAUACACACUGCACACAGUCCUUAUUAUACCGUUGAUGAAGACGUCCUUUCCGUAGGAGCAGCUAUGCAUGCUACAUUUGCCUAUACAUACCUUGUUAAUUCAACCAAUUCAUAAAAGGGUCCUGGUCCAGCAAUCACGGGGAUGUUUUAGUAGCAUACAGGUUUUCUGCCGAUUCAUAAAGGAUCCUGGUCCAGCAAUCACAUGCCGGGGAUGUUUUAGUAGCAUACAGGUUUUUAAGUCAUUAAAUGAAUAUCCGACAGCCAUGACUAUAACAUUUUUUAACACUUUCAGCGCUUUUUAAC
This is a messenger RNA of Daucus carota subsp. sativus, 1537 nucleotides long. RefSeq names its product IAA-amino acid hydrolase ILR1-like 2. Bases 72 to 1349 code for a protein of 425 amino acids. Gene Ontology annotation, biological process: auxin metabolic process. The transcript has 5 exons. The record is from RefSeq and is a predicted model, not a curated record. Gene Ontology annotation, molecular function: IAA-Ala conjugate hydrolase activity. NCBI's taxonomy places the organism in Eukaryota, Viridiplantae, Streptophyta, Magnoliopsida, Apiales, Apiaceae. Gene Ontology annotation, cellular component: endoplasmic reticulum.